This is a messenger RNA of Canariomyces notabilis, 2337 nucleotides long. RefSeq names its product glycosyltransferase family 31 protein. Bases 1 to 2337 code for a protein of 778 amino acids. Gene Ontology annotation, biological process: spliceosomal snRNP assembly; mRNA cis splicing, via spliceosome. Gene Ontology annotation, cellular component: membrane; spliceosomal complex; pICln-Sm protein complex. Gene Ontology annotation, molecular function: glycosyltransferase activity. The transcript has 4 exons. The record is from RefSeq and is a predicted model, not a curated record. Lineage: Eukaryota; Fungi; Ascomycota; Sordariomycetes; Sordariales; Chaetomiaceae.
AUGAGCCUCUCGACUGUGCGCUCUCCGUUCGCUCUGGGCGAUUACACGCCAAUCGCAGAUCACCAGGAACAAACACCAGCAAGCUUUUACGACGGAAAACCCGUGCUGUACUACCAUGCGACAGCAGCAAAAGCCUGGAUCCCCGCCUCGCAGCGGGGGAAGCUCCCCUUCUUCCCGACUGACUUUACCUCUGCUCCAACAGUCCCCGAGAGCAGCGCGCUCGACGCCAUGAGGGAAGAGCAUGUCGAGCAGAAGGUUGACCUCUUUGUCAACUCUCAAAACCUCGGGAUAUUCUGUCCAUCCGCCGAAUGUGGCGUCUCAAUCCCGUACCAACAAAUCAGCAUCCAUGCGAUCAAGACCCUCCGUUCUAACAACACCAACAAUCAAACCACAUACCCUUCUGUCUACCUUCAAAUCGAACUCAGCUCAGGCGGGGCAGAAGACGACGACUUUGACACGGUCGAGCUGACGCUUAUCCCCCAGCAGCCACAACCUUCAGCCUCAGCCUCGGGGGAGCCAGAACUGGAGUCAGCCGUGCUACCGGCGCCCAAGUCCGAAGCAACCAAGCUGUUCGAGGCCAUCUCAGAAUGCUCCAACCUGAAUCCCGACGCCGUUCAGGACGGCGACGAGCACGAUGGGGACGGGGAGGGAGAGGGCGCUCAAAUAAUCUUUGAGGGGAGCGGUGAGGCGAUUGAGGGUCUUCCUGGGGUUUUCGCCGGGUCCAGAGACGGAGGACUGCCGCCUGCGCUGCCGGGGAGUUCAGGGUGGAUCACGGCCGAGAACGUGCACGAGUUCUUUGACGUGGAGGGCAAUUGGAUCGGCGGCGAGGGCGAAGAGGAGGGCAUUAGUGGCGAGCUUGGGGAUGGAGCCGGAACUGUUCAUCCCCGGGGUGAAGACGAGGAAAUGACCAAUGGGGAUGCCGCUGGGACUGGACAUACCAGUUCUGGCUGGCUCAAUCGACUGGUCCCUGUUCCUCACAGCAUGGGCGUUUCGUGUCCCCGGCCACGUCUCCGGACCCUGGCAUGUCUCGCUUUGGCCAGCUUCGUAUUUAUGUUGCUGGAAUUGCCCUACGAUAACGUCCUUCGGUUGGCCAUCCGGUUCAAUCUUCAGAAAUUCAUUGCUGUAUGGAUGCCUCGCGCUGAUGAGCGUUGGGUCUAUACGCAGCCAGAGUUCCAAGUCGACCUGGGCCACGAUCUUCUGGUCAUCUUGAAGACUGGAUAUGGCACAAAAGAGAGGGUUCCAGCAUGGCUCGACUCACUUAGUGAAGCAAGUGAGUUCAGAGACAUUAACAUCAUCGCCGAUUAUGCUUCCCGGCCGGGCGCUCACUUCCGCUACCGUGGCGAGGAGAUGCCAGUCAACGAUAUGGUCAGGUGGUCCGUCAGCCAUCCAAGCCUGUUCAACUACAAUUCGCACCCAAAGGUACAGAAGUAUAGACAGCUGGCCAGCGCUGUCGCCAGUGGUGACGAGGAAUCGGCGCUUCAACUCUCCAAAUCGUUUGGAUGGGAACUGGAUGCUCUCAAGUUUCUCUCAGGCCUCUACUGCGGAUACAGCAGAUUCCCCAACAAGAAGUGGUAUCUACUGGUAGAUGAUGACACCUUCAUAAUCCAGCCCUCACUGAAAUCCCUUCUCGGGCACCUCAAACCAGACGACCAGCAUUAUCUAGGGAACGCCAUUGGCAGUUUCAGGACGCGCUUUGCCCACGGAGGGUCUGCCAUCAUUGUUUCACGUGCGGCCAUGCACUACCUCGUUGUAGAACACGCGAAGGACCUGUCGUCCGAGUACCUCAACUCACUCGACGAGACCUGGGGUGACCGCCUCCUGGCGAGAGCGUUUCUGAAGAUUGGCGUGUACCUCGACGAGACGUACAGUCACUGGUUCAACGGCGAACCGCCCCUCCUCAGCAGAAUCCGCGCAGACAGAAUCUGCUCGCCGGUCAUCUCAUUCCACGGUCUCUCGUCCCCGUCGAAAAUGCGGCAGGUCGGUGCCCAGUUUGGGAAUGUCACCAGGCCGGUUCUAUGGCUUGAUAUAUGGGAUAUAUCCGGUUCCGAACCGCCAUGGAGGGGUUCUAGGUCUGCCAGAUCGAAUUGGGACUACGUCGGCAGGCUUGACGAAUUCACGCACACUCUGCGGAAGGUGGCGACUGCCGAUAAGUGUUUGAGAGAAUGUGAUAGUCGAGCGCGAACCUGCCUAGCAUGGACAUGGGAGCCUGAGACACAGAACUGCCAUAUCAGCCCCUGGAUGAUUGUGGGCGAGGAAGCGAUGGGCAAGAUGUCGGGCGUCAAUAUCCCAAGGGCAAGAUAUCUCGAGGCCAAGUGCAUGCUGAAUCGACACAGUUAG